Moneuplotes crassus is the source of this 1910-nucleotide messenger RNA. The record is from the annotation of a GenBank genome assembly. Lineage: Eukaryota; Ciliophora; Spirotrichea; Euplotida; Euplotidae.
UUUUUAAUUGAUAGGUUAUAUAUAAUAUGGAUCCCUCUCAAUCUUUUGAGGAAAGCAAGAUUAUGGAGAAAUACUCCGGACUUGACGAGAGUCUAAGAUUCGUCCAAUCCUUAGUGUCUAAUUCAAAGCAGAAGGGGGAGGAAGAGCCUCUACAAGAAAGCUUUGACUCUCAGCAAUUCCAACAGACUUCUCAAAAUUACGAUCAAGAUAUGCAACCUGAGGCUAACGAAGCGAAUGAGCAAAUCAUGGAAGAUGUGGAAGAGCCAGAAAAUGCUGAUCUCUCUAUCCACUCCAUUCUUCACUCCGAAGAUGAUAAGUUAAACGUUGAAGCCAGACUUUACAAAAUCAACGAUGUUUAUAGACAAAGGAGGGAAGCCAAAUUACAAGCAGUAAAAGCUGAAGAAGAGCAGAAGAAGAAAUCUUCAAAGCCAAUGAUCAACAAGAAAUCUUUAAAAAUGACCAAGGGCCGUGAAGAACAAAGGAUCCCUGUGGAGGAAAGACUGCUAAAUUAUGCAAAGAAAAAGAAAGCUCUUGAACCUGAUGAGAAGAGUCACCCAGAUGUUUCCCAAGUUUCUCAGCAGAAAAAGAAAAAGGCUGUAAAUUAUGAAGUUGUCACUAGACUUCAUGACUAUGGAAGACUUUAUAAGGUCAAACAAGCUGAGAAAGAGGCUCAAUUUAAGAAAUCUCAGACCUUCAAGCCUAACAUCGAGAAGAGCAACACUCUUGCUCAUAUACAGUCUAAAUAUAAAAAUUCUUCAAAGCAGCCUGUUCAAAGAAAUGAUGAUAAUGAGUUGUUGAAGUACACUACUGAUAAUUCUGAAGAGGUUAAGCAUUCUUUCUCAAUGCAGGUGGAGUCUCAUCCGGAAGACAGACUAUAUUCUCCAAUGCCAAUAAAGGCUCCGUCAAAGAAAAUUCUAAAGAUUCAGGACGAGUAUGAUAGGAAUCAUCCGUUCCAUCCAAAAAUUGACGCGCUCUCUAGAGCAAUCGUUCAGCACAAGCGUGAAAUAAUUCCUGAGGAAGAUCAGUUCCAGAAGAGGAACAAGGGAUUUGAAGAGUACAACUUUACUCCUAAUCUUGACAAGAACUCGGAAGAGAUCAUACGUCUAAUGAGGGAAGGAGAUGAUUAUGACCAAGCUGAUCGCUGGAAGUCCCUCUACCAGAAAGGUGUCGCCAAGCAGGUUCGCAGGAAGGAAAUCGAAGAAAGAGCUAAAGAAGAAAAGGAAAUUGAGGAGCUGAGAAGCCAUCCCUUCACACCUGAGAUUCACUACUAUGAGAGCACCUUUGAAGGAGAGAGGCCAAGAGAGAAGAGAAUUCGAGAAUUAGCCUCAAUGAGAUACCAAGAAUACUUUGAUAAGAAAGAGAUUAAAGAGAUCGAAGAAUGCACCUUUAAGCCAAGACUCAUCGCUGAGGAGAAGCUUAGGGAAAAUAACAUGACAACUACUGAUCUUUCUCAACACCCAGAAAACUAUAUCAAUAGUCAAAGUUUAGAAAGUUACUACAAGAGAAUGCAAGAGGCUCAUUAUAGAAGGAAAGAGAUGGAGGAUUAUGAAGACAACUUCUGUGGUUCAGGUAAGAACUGGGAAAACAAGCUCACUUUGCCCACCAUCCCUGACUUCCAUGAGAAAUUUGCUGAUACAAAGAGACCUGAAUCUCUUGAGCAAGUUAGAUGCAUUACUAAGCCUGUUGUCAGAAAUGGAGAGGUAGUAAAAGACCCAUUUAUCCAGAUCAGUAGGCAUGACACUUACAAGAAAUCUAGUCUUACAUCCAAGCUAAGGGAGGAGCAAGAAGCUGGAUUUAAUGAUAUCAGGAACAAAAAUGAGAGAAUUAGGGAGCCCCUCUUCGAAGAAAAUGUAGAUUUUGAGGAUUGAGUAGACUUUUUGCAUGGCCAAAUAGGCGAAUUAGAAAUAUAA